Messenger RNA from Mya arenaria, 6247 nucleotides. Its product is annotated as four-jointed box protein 1-like. NCBI's taxonomy places the organism in Eukaryota, Metazoa, Mollusca, Bivalvia, Myida, Myidae. The transcript has 3 exons. The record is from RefSeq and is a predicted model, not a curated record. The coding region runs from base 2095 to 3756 and encodes 553 amino acids. Gene Ontology annotation, biological process: cell-cell signaling.
AAUUGCCAGUUCAGAGGGAAGAUCUCACAUUUGGACUAGACAACCAACUUAAAACGUUUUAUCACUUUGAUUAAUUCAAAACAUUAUUGUGAUUUAUAUUUUUCUAUCAAAUGUUACAACAAUCUAAGAUCUGAGUACAACGCGCAUGCGCGACUGAAGGGAAGAUUUGGUUACACAAUCAGCAUCAUAUUCACAUUACUGGAUAGCUUGAAUAUCCGGUGAAUGAAUUAAAAGAUAAUUUUGAAGAAAGGUAUAAUGUGACUUUUCAAGCGCAUAAUAAUAUAAAAGCCGAUUACAACGUAAUAUUUCUGUACAGGAAUUAGAGUGAUAUGCAAAAAAUAAACUUAUAAUGUGCAUUGUGUCAAUAUUUGGAAUAUAUUAAACAAUGUGUGAAACUCUAAUUGCAUUCUUUAUGCAGAUGUCUAAAACACUAUCGGAUUAAACGAUCUCUUCGAACAACGAAUUGUCUUACGUGCUUUCAACAAAAAGGAGACGAGUGUUUAAAGUUCUACAUUGUCACACGGACUAAAUACAGAUAGGCGUUCGUGUCCAUGUAAACAUUAAAUACAAAACUGGACAGACAUUCUGGUGUCCAUGGGUGUGAAUAAUUCAACAUCUUCAAUUGAUGAUACAGCCACGAUUUAUUUUAUAGUGCAGACGCUUGUGUGACAUUCAUUGGACAAACCUUUAAACUCGAGAGUUCAUAUACUAAAGACAUUCGUGUGAAAGAGGAUCAUUCGAAAACGAUUUCCAAAACGAGUGGAGUUAUAUCAGAUGUUGUUUAUGUUUUUUUGCGAUUUUAUUGCAAAUUGAUAACAACUGUGAAUAGAUUAUCAAAUUAGGAGAUAUAAAAGUAUAAAUUCACGUUUGAUCGUCGCACGGAACGUUGGCUACAUAGUGAAAAUACGUUUAAUAAAUGUUUUAAUGGACUCGCAUACACUUUGAAGGGAGAUACAGAAAAUAAAGAUUACGAAUAGGAAACUGAUUACGGGACACAUGGAUUAAAAGUUGCUAAAGUUUAGAAUAUUUGAAGAGAACGGAAAUAAGUUGAAAUAAAAUAAAGAUAAAUUGUGAAUAUUCGGAUAUAUGUUGAUUCGGAUAUACUUCAGUUACUCGGGACACGAAGAAAGGGACUUAUUUACAGAGAAUACGAACAGAGGCUUAACGAUAUCAUAAGUAAAUGAAACAAAACGGUGCUGCAUAAGAAAAAAUUAAUGUCAUAAAUGUUGACGUUUUUAAUGCCAUAGUUAAGAACUGCUCUAAUAAACUAUCUCUACUCAGACUUUCUGAGUUGGAUCAAAACAUUGACAAUUGACGUAAUAAGUACUCUAUCUCUAAGAGCUGAAUGUGAAAAAAGGAGAUUGGAAAGAUAAUAGACUCGCGUAUUGCGUUUUUACGUUAUUCUUGUCAUUACAAAGCGGAAUUUUUAAGUGUUUUCUGAGCACCUCUUAAACAUACAGACACCGACACAUGCGUCCUUCAUGUCUCAAACUGUAUUCAUUUAUCAUUGGAAAUAUUGUGCUCAGAUUAUAAUAAAGAGCUAUAUUUGACCGAACCCAUCUGAAUAAAACAUCGGUGGCAAAGUCUUCGAUUUCAAUAGAUAUUGUCAGCUGUUAGAAAUAUCAAUGGAAAACCCGUGAACCUACUGCGCAUUGAGGUGACAAUUUUUCUAUUAUACGGAACACUUGAAAAGGACGAAUAUUAAUUAAUUGAUUCGGACAAUUCUAUAGCUGAACUCGUGCGUUGGGACAUUGGGACAUUUGAUUCGAUAUUCCAUGAUCAAAUUAAAGACGACCCUCUAAUUGUGAACACCAAAGGACACUAUAAAACGCCGGAGGCAAAAGUUCACACACAAUCUUGGUUUAUAGGACAUUACCGAGCAUAACAUUUCAGUUCAGUUGGAUAACACAUCAUUGACAAAUACUGAGUGUGGAUAUUGACGGCGGUCUGUCCAGUUCAUUUUCUGUGCGAAUAAAAUAUCACAUUUUACAAUUAAUACAUUCGGAUACAUUUCACUAGCAGAUACAACAACUUAGUGGUUUGGGAUAUACAGUCCAGUUUGUUUCUUUAGUGACGGAUCAGAAAAUAACGAAAAUGAGGGUCCGAGGAGUAUUUAUUGUGUUUUUCAUCAUGGAAUUCCAAAUGCAGAUUCCCGUUACCAUGUUACCGGCAAGCCAAGAUGGUGGACGUAAUGACCUUGUGUUUACAGAUUCGAUAAAUGGCGUUGACACUGAUAACCGUACAGGCGGCACCAUAGUCACUAUUUUCGCUUCAAAUAGAUUCAACAAAGACGCUCACCCUCGCCAAUUCAUUGAAUCAAGUACAGAUGCAAAGAAACAUGGCUUUAGCGAAGACUUUAUCGCAGCUAAACCGGUUCAUUCGACCAAAUUGAAUGACGACACUAAUCAAGCGCGACCACGGGACCUACCCGAUUUCAAAAGAUUUGAUAGUUUUAAAGGAUUAAACCAGGUUUUAAGUACAAAUCAAAUUAAUUCCCGCAUUGAUCCUGCUUUAGAUGAUAUAAAUCGCAUAAAAGAGGAUUUGGCAAGAGCUAAUUUCAAGUUAAAGCAGAUACAUUCGCAACGUGUGAACUUAUCGACUAAUCUUAAAAAUAAGGAAAAUAUUAUGGUUACGGACAAUACCAGGGUACUUGUGGACAGUCCAAUAAUUGCAGAUGGUGAUGAUAAUACGAACAAUAAAGACAAAUUGAUAACAUCUCCCGAUCAAAAACAAUCCCAAAAUACACAGGCGCCGACCGAGUAUGGACAAAAUCAUAGAGAUAAAAUUGAUUCCUUUGCAAAUAAUACUGGGAGCAUGUACACUGAUGGCAUUGUUUGGUCGUCGAAACUGCUAUCAAAGUGUCCAAGUGGAUUGUCUCAAAACGAAUACCAGAUGUGGCGAAAUGAAUUGAAAAGUCUUAGAGUUGUAAAAAUCGAAAAAGGUUGUGGCAGCUUGCAGAAUAGAUUAAUAACAUUCAACGAUUCGAGUAAGGCGUGUGUGAGGUAUAGACUAAACAAUGAUCAAAUGCAGGGUGAAAUUUAUUCAUAUUACCUCGGUCGAUUGCUGAAAAUGGGCUAUACCCCACCCACUAUUCUGCAUACAAUGAACAAUAGCGAACAAUGGACCGAAGUCAAGGGGGCUAUUAUCACGGCCAACUGGUCAGAAAAACGGCCCAUAGUUGUGACAAAAUGGGUUGAUUCACUUGAACCCGUUUUUAUGCCAAAUAAAUUAAAAGACUCUAAGGUAAAAUUAGACGAAAGAAAUUAUCCGUUUCAAGAAAUCAGUUUACAAGAGGCAUGUGAUUUAGUGCAGUGGUCUGAUUUAAUUGUAUUUGAUUAUAUAUCUUCGAACCUCGAUCGGGUGGUUAAUAAUAUGUUCAACUUGCAAUGGAACCCAAGAAUGUUGGACAAACCGAUACAUAAUUUAGAAAAGAGUGCAAAAACCGGACAGUACGUAUUUUUGGACAAUGAAUCCGGGUUAUUUCAUGGUUAUCGGCUGGUUGACACUUACGAAAUAUAUCAUGAGCAGUUAUUGUCGUCUGUCUGUAUUUUCAAACAGACGACCCUUGAUCGUCUGCAAGAUUUACUCAUUUCCGGUUCAGCAGGAGACAAGUUGCAAUCACUGUACGAAACCAACGAAGAGUUCAGCAAUCUACUUCCAAAGAUGACAAGCAAAAAUAAAAAGAUCUUACAAACAAGAAUUGAGAAAGUUCUAAAACAUGUACAAAUGUGUAAACAUGAAGUAAGAAAGUCAUGAAAGUAUAUGUCCCAUUAAUCAUGAAAAAAAUACGGUUAUCAUGUUCGAAGCACGUGUUAUUCGUGGAAAGUUCUCAAGAACAUGCCAAAACGCUCGGACAGACGGCUGCAACUUUGACUCAUGUUCUGGAAAGCAAAUGCAAUAUAUAAUUAUGAUCAUUAUCAUUCAAAAAUGACAAUGUCGAUAGCAAUAUCAUUAAUUAAUUAUGGUGUUUAUGCUAGAGAGACACGAAAGAAGAAAUUUGUUUAUGGUCAAAACACGUGCCAGACACGUGAAGUACCCGGAACUGACAAAGAAUGGGGAAGAAUGAACAGUGACUAUUAAAUAUGAAUGAUAGUUUCUGUGACCAUUGGUUAAGCUGAUCAAUUUUGUUCUCAAUUCUUAAAAAAAUGCUUACUUCCGAAAAGCAUAAUGAAGUUACAGGAACACACGUCAGAAAACUGCAGAUGAGACAUUCAUGUUUAAGAAUAUAAAGACAGCCACAUCAAAGACUCUGACAUACAAACGAAGUCAGAGACAUAUACAUCUACUCUUUAAAGCAUGCAUGUAAUAUCUUUCAUUGAAGUGCAUGAUUAAUGUCAGAGGAAUGAUUUCAUACGCAAUUGUUACUCAUAAUCCAUGGCGGACAUCAAGAAUGCAGGAAACUCCCAAAACUGGUGAAACUAUUAAAUAAAACCACAAAAAAGUGAAAUGAAGAGGAAAAUGUGUGAAUGACUGCAGAACGGGCUCGGGUUACCACAGUCUAUCACUAUACUGGUGAGAUGUCAGCGGGAAAUUGAAAUACAAAACAACUUCCUAUUUAGAUAAAUGGACACACAACCAAGGUGAUGAUUUCUCCCAGAAUGACGCUAAAAUUGAUCAUGUUAUAAUAAAUGGUCUUGUAUUGAAAGAUGUGGGGAUUCGAUUUAAUGCGAAAGUAUUCCUUUUGAGUAUGUACAAUCUUUUAAGAACGUGGUUGCGCUCACAGGGGUCGCAAAGGACACCAGGGCCAAUGACUGCCCUCCUGGAUGUACAGACGACAUUAAUCAACGUCAUCGAAGGUCCUCCUGGGACCUCCAGACGACAUUAGGAGAGCAGUAAUUUCUGUGAUAAACAAGAAUAGGUUUUGGAGAACUGAAAGUGGUACAGUGCAGUGUUUACAGUACUUUCGAAUGCUUUAAUACCUCAAUGAAAACUUGUCCUCAAUAUCCAUUAUUUGGUAGUCAUAAUGUUUGUUUUCAUUUCUCUCUGUAUAUGUAUUUUAUCCACGCUUUCUCUGAUGAUCAGGGCUGAAAUUCAACUUUGUUCUUAAUUAGAUCAAAGAAUGAUGUAGCUAAUCGGAUUUCCUAUUUUCAUAUCUGACCAAUAAAGUGAAUGAAGUCAAUGCUGUAUGACGCUAAGAUUAACUUCAGUUGCAUAUUGAAUACCAUCAAAGAUGCUUAUAUCCAUAAAGUUGUCACGAUGAAAUACAUUAUUUACAAUGUAUGAUGUAUUUGUGAAGUAAACGCUGUUUAUAUUAUCAUUGUUAUAGUAUUGUGAGUAAUUCGGUUAAAACAUGCUUACCAGCUUCACCAUACGUGCAUUAAUAAGUACAUAUACAUGUCAUCAUUGAUACAUUCUUCAAACAGAUUUAUUAUACAUGACGUGUCUUUUAUACGUUUUUAAACAAAUGUAAUGUAUGUCAUCAACUACUGUUUUAGAAACACAAUCAGACAAUAACUUUUGCAUGUUCAUUGUUUAUAUUUGAUGAAUUAAAACAAUAAUGGGCGAGCUCCUUUGUUCUUAACCUACUGCUACAUCAAAACCAAAUGACUCAUAGGAUUUAAUGAAUGUGGAUAAUUAGGCCGUACACACGAAAAUAUUAGUUUACGGUAACCUGACUGAACAAUAGAUUAAAAAAUUGUUGUUGUUUUUUUUUUAAUUUGUAUUGUUAAAUUGAAUUAUAUGUUUUACGGUGGUUUAUAGGGAUUUAUCAGUGAACUUAUAUUGAUAUUCAACUAUAUCAAUCUGAUAUUUUUCACUGUUUUCAUUUUAAGCCCGUUUUUACAUUCAAAUCAAAUUUCAGCACGCACAGAGCUUGGAUGUCACUACGUUCUCAUACAUUUGGGCGCGCUUUUCUUAAAAACAUAGUUAAAUUUUAUUUUGUUUCAUUUUAGGCAUAUGAUAAAAAAAUAUAUUUUAGCAUUGAAACUAUUUGGGGAUUAACUGUGCUUGCCCUAAUUUGACUUCAACGUUUCAACAAAACUCACUAUUAAACUCCUUCCUUAGAUUUUUGUUCCAAGAUUCAUUUUAUUAAAUGUGGUCAAUCUUUUUUUACACAACAUGUGUUGUUUUGCGCGGCGAUGUAAAGCAAUUAGAUCUAUCAAUGUGGGAAGUGUGUUUGUAUAUCUUAACAAGAAACGCGGGUGAUUUUUAUUACAGUCAUGUACCAAAUUGCAGAUUGUAUUAAAAUACAAGAAAUAUUGUCAUAUGUGAAACAAGAAAUGGGAUACGUGCAAUAAAAUAAUUACAA